This is a messenger RNA of Polistes canadensis, 3411 nucleotides long. RefSeq names its product homeobox protein orthopedia B-like (gene repo). Gene Ontology annotation, cellular component: nucleus. Lineage: Eukaryota; Metazoa; Arthropoda; Insecta; Hymenoptera; Vespidae. The record is from RefSeq and is a predicted model, not a curated record. Gene Ontology annotation, biological process: regulation of transcription by RNA polymerase II. Bases 1254 to 2627 code for a protein of 457 amino acids. The transcript is spliced from 4 exons. Gene Ontology annotation, molecular function: sequence-specific double-stranded DNA binding; DNA-binding transcription factor activity, RNA polymerase II-specific.
AAAAGGAAGAGAAGUCAUGUGGGAAAUCCUCGAUCGAGGCCAAACAGUUUUCGAUUCCCACGAGAGUUUCGAGAGAAGGAGAGAAGCAGGCCGAUUUGUGGAGGGCCUCUCGUAUCGUAAAGUCCAACCCCCCGGGGGCGGAGGAAGAACAAAGAGCCAUGGAGAGUGGCACGAGAGGCACGCAAAGAGAGAAUACUACAUCGGCGCAGGACGGUCGGCGCACACGAAACCUCUCCCAAGAGUAGGUGCUACAUGAUUGGCUAACCUCCAUGUGUGGGGGCGGCCUAACGGCGCUUCGACGGCGGCCUCGUUGAAAAUAUAAGCCUGUGUGAGUGUCCCCUGAUUAGCCAGAGUCAGAACGGAUCGUCGAUAGUGCGAGAGUCUAACUACGCGAUACUAACUCUUUCUUUCCUUCUUUCUCCUUCUAUUUUAAUUUCUUUUUCAUUUAUACAUUUUAUUGUUAGAGUUUUAGUUGUUUUUUUGUUUUCAAUUUAUCAUCCCCUUUUUAAGUCAGUCAUUAAAAGAAAGAAAAAAAGAAAAAAAGAAGAAGAAAAAGAAAGAGAUCGGAGAUCUCUACUGGUCCGCAAACGUUCUUCAAUUCAUUUAAUUCCUGUUAGUUUCGUUUAGUUCGUCUCCACGCGCUCAUCGUUCUUCUCAUUCUUCUUCGGUCCUGUUCACUUCCAAGGUCCUCCUCGUACUCGUUCCUCCCAUUAGACGACUAUAUAAUAUCCGAUGGACAACGGUCUAUCUGUCUGUCUGUCUGUCUAUAUAACCGACAGUUUACUUCGUUAACUCCGCUUAAAACUAAUCAAAAUUAAUCAUAACCCGGCAACGAUUGAUACCAAUUGCUUUGGAUUCCAUUAGAGGCGCCAAGCGGUUAACGAUCGCCUUUCUUCCUAUUAAAACUUUGCUUUCCUUACUAAAGAGGAUUUUUUGACCUCCAUCAAGAAGAAGGAUAAGCAAUAAGGAUAAACAAGAAGAAUAAGAAGAAGAAAGGAAACAAUAACCAUUGAUUGAGGUUCUUCGUUUGGAUCAAUCCAGCAAUCUUCAAUUACUGAAUUCAUUCACUACUGCUGCUACUGAUUAUGCUGACGACGAUGAUAAUGAUAUUGAUGAUGACGAUGACGAUGACGAUGACGAUAAUGAUGAUGACGACGACUGUGUGAUAUAAUAAUUAUCAAAGUGUUUUACUUGAGGAAUCAUACGAAGAAUCUUGAAGUUAUAUUCUUGGAUUAUCAAUUACAUACGGAAUAAUGGACGGUGGUCCGUUCGACGAUCCAAUAUUUUCCGACUUUAGUGGUCGAGGUGGUACCGGGGUUCACAGUAUUCAAGUGAUGCUGGGCUUACACAGCGGACAUCAUGGAAAUGACUUGAUGCCAACCGGUGGACAUCUUCAUAAAUUGGAUUCCUCAAAUAGUCCACCGCCUCAUCAUCAAACGGCUCAUCAUCAUUUGCAGCAACAACAGCAACAACAACAGCAGCAGCAGCAACAACAGCAACAACAGCAACAGCAGCAGCAACAACAACAACAAAAAGAAUUGAAGGAAUUGGAAUUAGCUGGUAUGUACGCACCCUUACCUCAAACUCCGGAUGUAACAACAUCGACGACGACCACUGCAACACCGACUUCUACGACUCUGCAACAAGGUCUUCAACUUGGUAAUUCUCUAAAAAGGAAGCCGGAUGAUCCUAUGAACUCUCUUGCCCCAGUGAGCGGUGAAACGCAAUCGGCUAAGAAGGACUCGAAAAAGAAGACCGAUAAUAAUGGAAUUAAAAAGAAGAAAACCAGAACUACCUUCACGGCCUAUCAAUUGGAAGAAUUGGAAAGAGCGUUCGAACGUGCACCUUAUCCUGAUGUGUUUGCUCGCGAGGAAUUAGCUUUAAAAUUAGCAUUAUCGGAAUCUCGAGUACAAGUUUGGUUUCAGAAUCGACGCGCAAAAUGGCGGAAAAGGGAACCGCCGCGUAAAACUGCCAGUUACAUAGCUACCGGUUCUGGUAGUCCUGGGAUCUCAGGUUCAUUCCCAUCUUUGAAUAAUACGUUAAACCCGUUUGCGUCUCCGGCGACAGCAGCAGCACCACCUGAUGCUUGGACCUAUACACCAGCUUACGAUUUAGCGCCACAUUUGAAUCUUUUAAGUCCUUCCAACUCGCCAUACACGACGUCUUUUGGUGGUCCUAGCAAUAAUGGAUCGGCAUACCCUUAUGCAACGAUGUUGCCUCAACACGAUGCUUCCUUAUUUUCUCCGCCUACCAGCAACACUAUGCGCGUUCAUCAAGAUUACAUGAACGCUAGUAAUAGCCCACCACCACCUUUAACGCGUAAUGAUUAUCAAACAAUGGUUACUACAACUCAUUCACCUCCUACUCAUCUUGGUGGUUCAAUGUCUGAAGAUGAACAUCAACAAAAUAAACAGUUGGAUUAUGUAAGUGGUCUUAGUCCAGCUGAUAAAUAUCAGCACGACCAAACGGAUUAUUCACAACAACAGCAACAACAACAGCACGAUCAGAAACAAGAAUAUGGUAUGCAUUCACCGCAAGGACGUCAAAGUAUAAAGGAUCAGGUGAUGGUCAAGAGCGAACCUAACAGCCAACAAAGUUACGUGCAGUUGCCUCCUUUUCUCAACUGACUCGAAAGCCAAUUUCUAGAUUUAUUCUAGAUGGCUUUUAUCGUUACUACUCGGACUUUACCACGUGAAUCAUUGUGUCUAAAAACUCAAGAAGAUCAUGGUUUUUCUUCUCUUUUUAAUGCGACAUUCUUUAUUUUUUAUUACGCGGAACACAUCUACGUAGAGAAUUAAUUUUUUCUACGAGAACACGAGACAGCUUUGCAUACUACAAAUGGUGUUUAAGAUACUUUUUACACUUCUUUUUUCUUUUAUUCUCACUUAUACAUGUUAUGCAAAUUAAUAUUGUUAGUCUAUUAUUGUUAGUCUAUUGUGCUUUAUAUGAUAUAUGUAUGUAUAGCAAGUUAAUCAGCGUGUUUUUUCGUGAUAUAUACGAUUAAGUACUAAAAUAAUUGAUCAUUAAGAAAUAAAAUUUCAAUUGGCAAAUUUAUUUGCCUCCCAAGUACGAAUAGAAGUAUUAUGUAAAAAUUAUAAACUACUUUUUUUUUUAUCAUUGUGUGAAAUACGAGAAAUUCCGUCUUUGUCGCGGAUUAAUUUAAUUUCACGUCAAUUCUUAGUUGCAAUUAUUUCUAUGGUAUUAAGUUAAUUAAUUAAUUAAUUAAAUAACUUUCCCUGUCGUGCGUUAUAAAACGCAUGCAUAUAUUUGUAAUAAUGCAUGCAAACGCAUUAGGAAGCAAACGAAACAGUCGGAUUUAUUAUCUAGUACUAUAUGUACGAAUUUUAUUUUACAAUGUUUAUUUCUCGUAUUAAAAUAAUUUUGAAAAUAAAUCUAAAUAUUUAGUUAAAA